Mesorhabditis belari is the source of this 1425-nucleotide messenger RNA. NCBI's taxonomy places the organism in Eukaryota, Metazoa, Nematoda, Chromadorea, Rhabditida, Rhabditidae. The record is from the annotation of a GenBank genome assembly.
AUGGUUGAUUGCUAUGAUAUCAACAACAACACCAUCGAAGACAGUGUUCAACAGCGAUCAGCCGAAUGGACACUCUACAAUUCUUUAUCAUAUUUAAUACCGGCCAUUUUUGCGGAUACUCUGUUAGGUGCUUAUGGGGAUCGAAAUGGUCGAAAGAUCAACAUUUUGCUGGGAAUCACCGGCUUGCUCGUUUCCGAGUACGGCUAUUUGUUGACGCUGUCCAACUCGGCUGCAACUCCAUAUUGGACGACGACGGUGAUCGGCGUUUUCACCGGUUUCACUGGAUAUGUGGCAAUGAUCCCCGUUUCUUGUUAUGCUUAUCUGGCCGAUAUUUCUAAUGGCCCCACUGAGCUGACGUUGCGAUCGGGGAUCUUCUCAGUGCUGCAAACAACAGCUUCAGUUCUUGGUGGACUCCUCGCCGGUCUCAUUCAUGAUCAUAUUGGUAUCUCGACAGCUAUCGAUAUCGAGUUGGCGUUUAUUGCUUUAGGAUUCAUCUACACGCUUGUUCGAAUACCGCAAAUUCCCGGGCUUCAAGAAAUCGAGCGGAGAAUUAGAGUGACGACGAUCACCUCGUUGUCGAGUGUGCGAAAGUUGCGUGGGUUUCUCGGUGACGUCGUCGCGCUUUACAAGGAAUGUAUCUACACAUAUCGACGACCAAGAGUCGGACAUCGUCGCGCAUUCAUGUUCAUCACAGUGAUCGUCCUCAUGUUGACCUAUACGACACAAGUAGAAACAAGAACAACCGGAAUUGGCUCUGUGAUCAACAACUUUGUCUUUCGUCGCACUGAAAAUGGAGCACUCGGCUGGGAUUCGGAGGAUCUCGGCUAUUGGAAUGGAAUGGGAUAUAUGAUGUUGAUUGUUGGAACGAUUUUUGGCCUUGUCGUCUUCAAGAAAGCACUCGAUUUCCGAGAAACGACCCUCAUUCUGAUUGGAAUCGUUUCGUCAACUCUUCGAACAAUUAUUAUAGGAGUAGCCGUUUCGGAUUGGAUGAUGUACGUGGCAAAUGUGGUGGGAAUGUUCGCGGGACUCGUUCAGCCAGCUGUCGUCUCUUUUAUGACCCAGGUUGUUGCCUCCUCAGAAAUCGGUCGAACCUUGGCUCUUUUUGGAAUUGGCGUCGAUGCGGCUUUCAUUCUCACAGCCGCUCUUUACACGAAUGUUUACCGAUGGACGGUGAUUGCUUUUUUGAGAAGUGACAUGGAUGCCUGGGUUUACUUUUUGCUGAUUGCCGCCCUUCUAAACAAUGGCUUUUUGGCGAUGUUGUGGGUUUACUGCAAGCAAAGGAAGGAGUCGGGAAAGAGGAACGUAGCAGUAGCGGAAAGUCGAGAGGAUUUCGCCUCGCCGAUGGCUGGUCGUCGAGAUCGACCAUUGUGGAGUAGUCAUGAUGAUGUUUCUGCGUUAAGGAGAGGUCUAAAACGUACUACUGAC